GGCCCGGCAGGGUGAAAGUUGAAAGGUCUUUCAAAUCUGAAAACAGGAGACACGUGCAGGUUCAAAAGAAACCUUUGCAUCAGCAGCACCAGCUGCAGAGAUGGCUGCCAUCUACUCAGGUAUCCACCUGAAACUAAAGAGCCCACAGACUCCGUGGGAGGACAAACUGAAGCUAGCACGUUUUGCCUGGAUCUCCUCACAGUGCCUACUGCCCAACAAAGAACAGGUACUGUUGGACUGGUGCACCCAUGCCCUGUCACUUUACUACAAUAAAAAGGUGGAGUUUUCCCAGGAUUUCUUGGAAAGUCUGUGGUGCUACCUUGAUGAUAUGCUUCACAGCCGGAAGCUCCAGUCUUUUCUCAAGCAGGGAAAGACCAUCACUCUCAAGCUCAACAUGCCGCAGCUGCUUGACCAACUGCAGAAGUGUGCACAUGUCGGCUUCAAGUCAUCAGGGUGUGCGUCCUACAUACUGAGUGUGUUUCAGUGCAUUUUCUCUUCUCCUGCACUCUCUUCUGUUUUUACAACUAAGUAUGAACUUAUGGUUGAUCUCCUGGCCAAAGUCUGCUUGCUGGCCUGCUGUGAGCUACAGAAGCCAUUGUCCAUUGAGCACCUAAAGAAGGACUCUGCCUCAUAUCACGAUGAACCAGUGACUGAGAGUCUUCAAACUGAACCUGCUACAAAUAUGAAAACUUCCAAGACGGACUCCCUGACUGGCAGUCCACUGGAUCAGCCACAGUCAGAAGCUAAUAAAUCCUUCUCCAAGCUGAAGGAAAACCUCCGUUCAGCUAACUUAUUUGAGGUGUUGCUUCAGGUGCUGUCAUCUUAUUUGUCAGUGCAGCGACACCAAGCCAACCCUAGCAGAGUCUCUACUAUGGUCACCAACCACCUGAUCCAACCGUUAGCCCUGCUCCGAUACCUGCUGACCUCUGGAGAAUUUGCAGCGUGUCUCACUCACCUGCGUCUCCGUCAACAGCUGUGUAGAGACAUCCGCAUGAAGAUAGACUCCCUCCUUCAGUUAGCUCUCUUCCCCUCUGAGCACCUGAACUCAUACAAGGAGGAGCUUCUUCCACCUAAAGAGGACUCUGGGAAACGUGGCUCUGGAGGGACAAAAGUGCCUUUCAAGCCUGUCAGUGCUGUACUUUCCAAGCUGAGUGACCAGGGUUACUGUGAGCCAUCACUACAUUACGCUGUGAAGUCCAGUGCUUUGUCUCUGCUGUUUAAGUUUUUCCUUGAAAAAUACAGCAAAGGGAGGGUAGAAGAUGAGGAGGAGCAGAGGAUGCUGUGUUUCUACUUUCUAACCAGAUUGGUCCCAACUUUAGAUCUUCACUUUGACGGACAGCAGUCACAUCCAGCUUCCGUCCGCUCCCCAGAGAACUGGAACCUGGCUGUGCUGGCCAUGGAGUCCCUGCUAAGCCAGGCGCUGUCAGCUGGUAUUUAUAAUGUGGCUGCAGACAGGAUACGGCACAAAGACGUCCAGCUCAACUAUUACAGAGCAGUGGCACAAAUGCUCUUCAACGAGGCCCAGCCAAGUAUACCGUCAUGGUACCGCUGUUUAAAGGUGCUUUUGAGUCUCAAUCAUCUGAUUCUUGAACCAGACCUGGACCAGCUUUUAUCUUCGGCCUGGAUUAAUGCUGAAUGCAUGGAAGCACGAGUGCAACGGGCCAGACAGCUCAUGGUGUGCAGUCUCCUCCAGACCUACACUAAGCUCCGCCAACUCCCUCGUCUCUUCUCUGAGCUCCUGUCGGUGAUCUGCCAACCAGCUCUAGAUGACCUUCGACCUCCUCUUCUGUCUGAAAGCAUCACCACCUCUCUCAGGACUUGUCUUCUGGACACACCCCCAUCCCAAGGUCUAGAGAUCUGUUUGUUAAUGAUGGAGGCCAUCAGGAAAUACAUACUACCUGACCUGGUGAAGGAGAAAACAGAGGAAGAAAAAAUGGAGACUGACGGAGAACAUGAGGACCAAGAGCGAAAAGAUGCAUCUCUGAAACUCUUCACCCUCAGUCAGCUGCUUCAUGCUGUUUUAUUCAAUCUGAAGACUCUAGACAAUGCCUCUCCUGCUCCCUUAGUGAGGCAGAGUCAGGACCUAAUCAAGGGGUUUCAGGACUUGGUAAAGGAGUUGCUACACGUGGUUUCAACAGAGAAGAAGAAUACAAAUACAAGUUCAGUUCAGAAGACCCCAAGGAAAGGUAGAAAGAAUCUGGACCCCAAAGAGAAACCUUCAGAGUCUAAAACAGGAGCUCUGUGGGAGCAGAAGACCCUGGAGGCAGCUCUUCUGCUCAGGUACACCUGGGUGGAGGUGGACACACUCUUCCACAUCCACUGCAGCAAAUACACAUCACGUGACUCAGCAGCUGUAAGCGAGACUGAAAACGAAGCUACUUCGAGUUCUCCGGUCCUCUCCCGCAUAGAGUGUCUUUUAUCAGGCAACAUCUUACCUGCAGGUCACAGUCCAUCCCCCUCCUGCAGCCCAAUGAGCUGUGUGCUGCUCAAACUCCUCACUUUACAGCAGUUGAAGAAGGUUUUGUUGGACAAUGCCUUGAUGGGUGAAUCCAGCACUGCAGCACUUUUAACAAAGUCAGCCCAGUUUAUUUUAGCUAAAUCUGAGCUUGAGGUGAGUCUGGAUGGAGAACAGGGGUGGGAUGGCCAGAUAGGCAGUGUGAAUGCCAGCUCCUACUUUGCCACACACUGGUAUCUCGUUAUGUCCAAUUUACCUUUGAUUCUUCGCCACCUGAACAGAGAUGACGCGCGCUGCAUAGCUAACGUACUUAUCAGUUCAUCGCUGAACACACAGACAGAUAGAUCUGAAGAUCAGCCGCCCAGCUGUCUGACUGUCUCCCUCGUAUCGUCACAGCUUCUCCAAAGCCCAAUAUUUGCUGAGUUGCCUUCACUGUUUUCUGCCACAGUUUGGUCCCUCACACAAAGGAUUAUCUGUGUGCUCAGGGCAGCACAUGCACCCAAGGUUUGUUCUACAUUUCUGACAUUUCAGGAAAGAGAAGCAGUCUCUUCACAGAGAGAUGCCAGUCAGCCUCUGCCCACGCUGGUGAAGAAAGAGACUAUAGUUGAGGAUAUUCUGACUUCUUCUAAAACUGGAGAGACUUUUGUACUCCUGACUGAAACAGAAACCAGGGAGCUGGUAAACUUACUCCAAAUCUUAGCAACCCUAAAUCCAGAUGGGAUGAGCUCUGAUGAUCUCUCCUCUGUGUUCCUCCUGCUUUUCUUCAUGCUCACUUCCACCUCCAGUAAGCCAGACCAGAUAGCAGAAUCUGGAGGUGAUGCUCGGUUCCUAGGAAAGCUCCUCAGGAUUCUGGCUCAUCUCCUGGAGAGUAGGAAUUUCCAAAGUGUUCUGAAGCUCAUGCAUGGUGGUACUCUCUUGCAGGCCACUUUGUCCUCUCUCCUCUGGCAUAGCAACAGUCCAAGACUUCAGGCCACAUCCAGCACUGAUUGGCUGGAUUUUAUCAAAGCAGUGCAGGACUUCAUACAGACCUUGGUCGGAGUGAUAAUUAUCAGAAACAGCCACAUUCAUCUCAACCUGGACCAGUUUGCUUCCUAUCUUACCAGUGAGGAAAUGACAAGUAGACAAAAUGCUGAAUCCAGUUCAGGACCUUCCUUGUCAUCGGUUCAUCUUCUGCUGGCAUCAGUGACUUCUUUUUCCCAAGUAAUGACCUCCAACUUGGGAAAAAGCAAGCCACUGAAUCAGACUUUAACCCAAAUACUUACAAAAAUAACUGGUGUACUGGGACCAGCUGUCAAAUCUAUCCUGAAGCCCCAAAAUGUCAGUGAGGCAGUCAAGCAGCCCGCCAGCGUCCUCGGUCAAGCCUUUCUUGUAGAAGUUGUGACAGUCAUGCUGCAGUCUGAACUGUCCUCACUGUCAGUGGAGGCUGAGAACAAGCAGAAUAGCACCAAACUCACCCAUAUGAGCCUUUAUCAGGGCUUCUGCCAGCAGAUCCUCAAAGAAAUAAGCUCUGCCCCCAGGCCCAUGGACUUCCUGGUUUCCUGUCUCUGUUUCCUGUCCUUUUUUUACCAAGCAGUGCAGCUGACAGAGGAAAAAGAGGAGGAAGAAGGAGAAAUGAAGAAGGGAAGAAAGGAGUUGGAUGACCUGUACAUUCAGAUUGUGCAGAAUGUGCACAGGCUGCUAACAGCUCCUUGGCUGUCUUCCACUGAUCUUAGUAAGCUGGAGCCAGCUGUGCAGGAGCUGUUAUGCCACUUGGCGGAGAAAAGUACAAGAAGUCAGUUUAACCUACUGCUGCUGAUGAUCAGAGACGGACUCGGCACUGACAAGCUGAGGGCAGGAAACUGCAGGGAGGUGCUAUCUGCAGUAAUCAUCAUUAAGCUGCUGUCCUGUUGUCAGUUGCCUGAGACUUGCUUCAGAGCUCUGUGGCUCAUUGCACCACAGAUUAUAUCUGCUAUGGUGUUCUUAGUGAGAUCAGCCAGUCAGGACGUCUCACUGACCCUUUCCUUUACCAUUCCCAUGAUAACGUCAAUGACAACACUGCUGCGACAGGGGGAGGGUAACAUCACCAGCUCUCAUCAUGUGUCUUUGGUCUUUGGAGCGCUCCAGUCGGUCCCCCUCGACCACAUCACCCCAGCAGUCUAUCAGUCAGCGUUUUUGGCGGUUCAUGAGACGCUGUUUGCCAUCAUCCAGUGUCAUCCUCAGGUGAUGUUAAAUGCAGCGCCCUCCUUCUUAAAUGUCUUCUAUCGUCUAGUGGCAUCUAUUGUGCAGGAGGGUCGGCAAAGGGGAGAUGGUGACACAGGUCCAGACAGUGAUGUGUACUUACAGUGUUCCAGACUGAUCGAGAGGAUGUACUCUCACAUCGCUACAACCGCUGAGAACUUCACCGCACUCUCAGCCUUCAUGGUGGCUCAGUACGUCACAGAGCUGCAGAAGGUUACUCUGCGACCAGAUGUGAAGCUGCAUCUAACUGAGGGCAUAUACCUGAUACUGGAUCUGUGCAAGGAGCAGGAUAUCAGGUUUCUCAAGGCGGGACUGCCAAUGGGAGUCAGUGAGGUCUUCAAUGAGCUGUACGGCAGCUACAUCCACUACCACAAAGCACAGAGGCAAGGAGAGGACAAAUACACUGUUUAACUGCCAGAACUGCCUUUGGGUUAGGGUCAAUUUUAAUAAACAGAAGUUGGUUUGCUGGUUUCGGUUUGAGGAAGAAAAUCAGUUGUGGAUACCAGAAGAUGUCACUGCAAGAGCACAAUGUCGAUUUGUUCUUGAUGCUCAGACACAGUUUGUUGUAUAUAAGGCAAUGGAUUUUGUACCUAAGACAAUAAAUAUUCAAUUUAUAUGAUUUUGUUAAAUAUUGUGAGGAGUCCUGUCUUCAUGAGGCCAUAACCACUCAUUACAACAACUGAAAGGUAUGCAGAAGAGCGUCUCUGAACCACAGCAUGUCAAACCUUGAAGCAUGGACAGGCUAUAGCAGCGCAAGAUCCCACUGGGUGUCACUCCUGUUAGCUAAGAACCAAAAACUGAGGUGACAGUUCACACUGGCUAACCAGUUUUGGGCAAUAGAAAAUUGGAAAAAUGUUGCCUGGUCUUAUUAGUCUUUAUUUCUGCUGCAACAUUCGCAUGAUGAUCAGAAUUAUAUGAAAGCAUGGCUCCAUCCUGCGAAAUAUUAACAGUUCAGGCUGCUGGUGGUGUAAUGGUGUAGGGAAUAUAUUCAUGGCACAUGGGCACAUGUUAGUUCACUCGGUACCAAUUGAGGAUUAUUUAAACACCACAGCCAACCUGAGUGUUGUUGCUGGCUAUGUCCAGCCAUUUAUAACCACAGUGUACCCAUGUUCUGAUGGCUGCUUCCAGCAGGAUGUACCAUGUCACAAAGCUCACAUCAUCUCAAACUGCUUUCUUGGUUUACUUGCCUGUGAAAUAUAUGUAAACAUUGUUAAAUGGUAUACCAGGCUGAAUGAUGAGCCACAACUCGAAAAGGCAUCCCUGUACCCCAAAGAGUUGAUGACUCAGUUUAUGACUUUGCACAGUGAGAUUCAGUUCCUUCCUUUUUGGAUGAAGGUUUAUACUCCCGAAGUAUAAAACAACAAGAUAUAAAGAUAUAUUUGUUCCAUCAGGCACAUGAACAAUGAUAUACAAAAAAACUUUAUUUUUUUCAGUAGAUCAGCACCUUGAGUGUGUUGGUACUAUGAUGCAUUAUCCCCUCCAAAGCUGGUUCUAUGUACCGUCACCUUAAAUGUGAACAUUUAAACAGCUCAAACUGACAGUGUUAAAAGGAUGUCUGUAAAGUAGUUGCUUGAAAAUGGCCUGAGGGUUGUAACCAGACCUGCAGGUAUUGCAAACACAGUUGCAGUUCGUAUAAAUAUCUGUUUACUGCACAUAAAGCUCGGUGCAGGCAGAUCACUUUGGUUACACCCUGAAUCCUAAAGACACAAGCGCAUGUGUGACGUGAGGAGCAGAAGCUUUAAAAGACUCACUUGUCAAAUAUUUCUUUUCAGUUUCAAUGGGAGUUAGGCAAAUGUAGAAGACAGUCACAAAACAACAAGAAUAUAUGCAUUUUAAGUGUGUUUUUUUUUCAUAAAUAAAUUAAAUAUGUUUCCUCAAUCUUCCCACUUUGGCAUUUUUAUGAGCGAGUCUGACAAGUUGCUGCAAUUUUAAACCUUUGCAUUAUUGCCAGUAAUUGCAUUUCUGAAUCAUUAAUCAACAUAUAACGCAACAUUCAAAUCAUGGCACACCAUUUUUUCUGCCAUUUUAAUUAAAAAACAUUUCUGCAGGUCAUCUCAUGGUGUUUUGUACCUAUUAUGUCACCUUAAGUUACCAACACUGAAAAAUAAAAAUCAUACUGCUGGCUGUGGCUUACAUGGUAAAGCGUAUUGCUUUUAAUCACAAGGUCUGCAGAUCUGCAGGCCUCUGUAACAGUGACUUUGUGCUUCUGAAAUUAAUCCUGUUCCCCGUAAGAAAUAAAUAAAUCUUGAUUUUCUGCUUUUUCUAAGAAAAAACUUGUGGAAGCUAAAUUUUUGCCUGUAACUGAUUAUGGUGAUACACUGUAUAUGCAUGCUACCUCUUCAGUUCUAAAGAGUCUUUUUUCAGUGUACCAUUCAUCUUUAUAUUUUAUUACAAAUGCAGAGUUGGUGGGUUGGCCAUCACUGACCAUUCGACAAAAACAGCACUGGUAUAUUUUCCUCUAUAAAGCCAUUUUAUGUAUCUUCUCUGUCUUGGUGUCAAUAGUUACCAGUUAUGACCUUCUGAAUGGUUGCUUUUUGGUGUACCUAGAGUUUGGACAGAUCUGGGGAAAACAGCAUUUUCUUUCUAUGCACCUUGGAUAUUGACUAAUUUACAGAAAGACCUAAAUUUAAACAUGUCUCUAUCUAUCAUUGAAUUUAAAUGCAUAACAAGGAAUUCAGUGGAGGAGACUUGCAAAUGUUUCUUUUGAGAAGCCACUUAAUGUUUUAUGUUAUGGGUAUUUUAUAUUGUAUAUUGUAAUUGUAAUAUUGUAAUAUUUUGAGUUG
Messenger RNA from Archocentrus centrarchus (flier cichlid), 7455 nucleotides. RefSeq names its product URB2 ribosome biogenesis homolog (gene urb2). Gene Ontology annotation, biological process: ribosome biogenesis. Gene Ontology annotation, cellular component: nucleolus. The coding region runs from base 101 to 5083 and encodes 1660 amino acids. The transcript has 12 exons. The record is from RefSeq and is a predicted model, not a curated record. NCBI's taxonomy places the organism in Eukaryota, Metazoa, Chordata, Actinopteri, Cichliformes, Cichlidae.